AUGGUUUCCUUAAUCUCUGACUUGGAUCCACUCAAAGACUGGAAAGUUUUAAGAGAGACAACCACAGAGUUAGCUGGAAGCCUACCAAGUAACGGCACAGCCAACAAGAUGAACGGCGCUUUGGAUCACUCCGACCAGCCAGACCCAGAUGCCAUUAAGAUGUUUGUCGGGCAGAUCCCCAGGUCCUGGUCGGAAAAGGAGCUGAAAGAACUUUUUGAGCCUUACGGAGCCGUCUACCAGAUCAACGUCCUCCGGGACCGGAGUCAGAACCCUCCCCAGAGCAAAGGUUGUUGUUUCGUAACGUUUUAUACAAGAAAAGCUGCACUUGAGGCCCAGAAUGCACUGCACAAUAUUAAAACUUUACCUGGGAUGCAUCAUCCCAUUCAGAUGAAACCUGCGGAUAGUGAGAAGUCAAAUGCUGUGGAAGACAGAAAAUUGUUCAUAGGAAUGGUUUCGAAGAAAUGCAACGAGAAUGACAUCAGGGUGAUGUUCUCUCCGUUCGGCCAGAUAGAGGAGUGCCGGAUCCUCCGGGGGCCCGACGGGCUGAGCCGAGGCUGUGCGUUUGUCACAUUUUCUACAAGGGCAAUGGCACAGAAUGCAAUCAAAGCCAUGCAUCAGUCUCAGACCAUGGAGGGCUGCUCUUCACCUAUCGUGGUGAAGUUUGCUGACACUCAGAAGGACAAAGAGCAAAGACGCCUCCAACAGCAGCUGGCGCAGCAGAUGCAACAGCUCAACACUGCCACCUGGGGGAACCUGACGGGCCUGGGCGGACUCACCCCACAGUACCUGGCGCUCCUGCAGCAGGCCACCUCCUCCAGCAACCUGGGCGCCUUCAGCGGCAUUCAGCAGAUGGCGGGCAUGAACGCUUUACAGUUACAGAAUCUGGCCACGCUGGCGGCCGCUGCAGCUGCAGCCCAGACCUCAGCCACCACCACCAACGCAAACCCUCUGUCCACCACGAGCAGCGCCCUGGGAGCCCUCACCAGCCCCGUGGCUGCUUCAACACCCAACUCCACUGCUGGUGCGGCCAUGAACUCUUUGACCUCUCUCGGGACUCUGCAAGGACUGGCGGGAGCCACAGUUGGACUGAAUAAUAUUAAUGCACUCGCAGGUACCAUAAACAGUAUGGCGGCUCUGAAUGGAGGACUUGGCGCCACGGGCUUGACGAAUGGCACAGCGGGCACCAUGGACGCCCUCACCCAGGCCUACUCAGGGAUUCAGCAGUACGCAGCCGCGGCGCUGCCCACUCUGUACAGCCAGAGCUUGCUGCAGCAGCAGAGCGCAGCGGGCAGCCAGAAGGAAGGUCCAGAGGGUGCAAACCUCUUUAUUUACCACCUUCCACAGGAGUUUGGAGACCAGGACAUUCUGCAGAUGUUCAUGCCUUUUGGAAAUGUUAUCUCUGCUAAAGUCUUCAUUGACAAACAGACCAAUCUGAGCAAGUGCUUUGGUUUUGUUAGCUACGACAAUCCGGUGUCUGCGCAAGCUGCUAUCCAGGCUAUGAAUGGCUUUCAGAUUGGCAUGAAACGCUUGAAGGUCCAGCUGAAGCGCUCCAAAAAUGACAGCAAACCUUACUGA
Pipistrellus nathusii (Nathusius's pipistrelle) is the source of this 1575-nucleotide messenger RNA. Lineage: Eukaryota; Metazoa; Chordata; Mammalia; Chiroptera; Vespertilionidae. The record is from the annotation of a GenBank genome assembly.